Effrenium voratum is the source of this 1072-nucleotide messenger RNA. The record is from the annotation of a GenBank genome assembly. NCBI's taxonomy places the organism in Eukaryota, Dinophyceae, Suessiales, Symbiodiniaceae.
AAGCCCGGCUCAAGCCGUAGACUGUUGCCGCGCGGCCUCUUGAAGCCGGAGGCUCAUGGCGGAUGGCGAGGAAACGGGUCAGCUGAAGGAAAUCUUCCAAAAGUGGGACCGAGAUGGCAGCGGGGACAUCUCCGUGGCGGAGCUCACCCGGGUCCUCACCAAGCUGAACCCCCAGCUGGACGAAGCCGGCUGCCAGAAGAUGUUCAGCCAAAUGGAUGUCAACAGUGAUGGCAGCGUACAGUAUGGGGAGUUCAUCAACUGGCUUACUGGGAAGGACGGUUCCUACCAAGGAGCCAAGGCUGCCAUCAUGAUGGACCAGAAGCGGGCAGGCGGCAAAGGUGCGGACGCUGCCCGGAAGGCAAAGCUCAGAGCCAAGUACGCCAAGCUGGACAAGAAUGGCGAUGGGAAGCUUGACUUCGUCGAAGUGUAUGACUUUCUGCAAAAGAGGUAUCCCAACAUGACGCUGCCAGACUUGCGGUUUCUGUACAAUUGUGCUGAUAAGAGCCACGAUGGCAUUUUAGACUUCUAUGAGCUCUUGGAUGUCAUGAUGUCGGUGCCAGCGCAGAAGGCGGACCCAAAGGCCAAGGCCGCCAAGCCAACACAGCAUCCGUUGUCGAUGGCAAUCAUGCGCAAAGACGCAAGGGAUGAUAUCGAAGCAGCCCUGGCUAAAGAGAACCAGGAUCACGAAGAGUGGCUGAAGAAGGUCAACGAGAUGUCCGAAAUGAUGCAAGGCUUCAAGGAUGAGGAGAAGAGGCACAAGGAGUUCCGGGAUGCACACGCGAAGGUGAUGCGGGAACACUAUGCCAAGACUGGGCAGUUGGCAAUUUGAAACGGGCAGACGCUUACAAUGGCGGUUUGCUUAUGAGCUGGUUCCCUCAAAGGGGGACCCGGAAUAGGGUGCAAAUGUGGCGCUGCACGUCUAAGACGUGUGCGUCCGAUUCCAAUCUUGUACGCUAUCAGGCGACAGGUCCGGCAUGACACAAGCUUGCGGGACUUCUUCGGUCAGUGCGGAUUGGAGGAUGGUGGUUCUCAGGCUCCAUUGGAGCACUGAAGCCUUCAGCUGUUUGCCAGG